UAAUCCAACGCUGAACAACAAUGGUGGACCUGAUCGUAAUUUCAGAUAUUUCACAUGGGCAAUCAAGUCUUUGCAAGAAAAUUGCCUUGCAAGAUUCAAACUUUGUCCUAAUAAAAUAAUAAGGGUCAAUUCCCAUCGUAGCAGAUAACCAUGGGAGCAGACGAGUUCUCCCUCCUUGCUCCCAGGUUGAAGAGAGAGGACUACAAGCGAACCAAGCACGAUACAUGCUUCUCCAAAUGGAAGGUUCUUGUUGGGGCAAAUGACUGGGAAGAUUACUGCAAGGGCAAGGAAGGAGUUGGAAGAUACAGGGUUUACAACCUCCCUAACAAGUCAUGCCCUGGGGUUUAUGAGCUUGGCAUUGCUGUGGCUCACUCUGGGUUGGAGCGUGAUGUUGUCAAGUUUGCCCCAGAUGAUAUAGUGGUGACAUAUCUUGGGCAAGCUGAGGAUGUCAGGUCCAGGCUCCAGCGUUAUGGUCGUUCUGGUGCUCAUUUGGCCAGUAUCUACACCACCAGCAACCCAAUUCAUUCUCAAUCAGAUUCUUCUCCAAGAGGAUCUGGUUUGUUCGAAGAGAUCUUCUCAAGAGGCUGUUCUGUUGUGUUUAGAUGGGCUCCUAUGAAAAGUAAGAAGGAAGCGGAAGAAACAGAAGCUAAGUUGCUUGAUACUUUUGACUAUGCAUGGAACAAAGGCAGUAAUGUUAUACGUCGCCCUGAUGAGAUCCUUAAAAAACUCGAUGAGAUUGCUUCAAGCACGGGAAGAUUCUCAAGUCUUUACAGGAUAUUUGUACCUCUUACUCAGAAGAAAGUGGGUAUCAAAAUCAAAGGAGACAAACUGCUUCUGCAGAAAAACAAAGUCUCUGCUGAUGCUGAUGAGGAGAGCAACAACUUUCUUUCUGGAGUAAUCAAAUUUAGCAGAUCAAGGCCUCAAUUAGUUUCUGGUAAACGUGAAACUGAUGUGACCCCCAGCAAUACAUGUGGAGUUCUUUUAAGUGAUGGUACUUCUUGUACACUGCCACCAGUACUAGGGAGGAAGAGAUGUGAAGAACAUAAAGGGAGGAAAAUUUACGGAUACAGUUUUAAGCUAAUCACAGAAGGGAAAUCACCUUCUUCGCCAGAUUUAUGCAUGAAUCGCACUCUUCAUGGCCAAGAUUCCCAUGUUAUAUGUGGUGUAGCUCUUGGUAAUGGGACUUCUUGUGGAAAGAAACCGAUUGUCGGAAGAAAAAGAUGUGAGGAGCACAAAGGGAUGAAGAUCAAUGCCUUAAUUUCAAAGUCAGCUAAGAAUAAGUCUGGUGUAAAUUUAGGCGGCUGCGCUUCCGAUAACGAGCUGCAUAAUGACCCUGCAUCCAAGUCUAUGUUAUUUUCAGACAGAUGUUCUACAGAUAGAGAUCCGAAAACUGUCUGUGGAGCAGCAUUAAGAAACGGUUCAUUCUGUACAAGGUCAUUGACUAAAGGACAUGAAAGAUGUUGGCAGCACAGGGUAAAUGGGUGUGAUAGUUCCUUCAGUUGCUCUUUGAAAUCUGAUUCACAGUCAAGAUCUGUGAUUUGUGGUGUUACUUCACCAGGAGGAUCUGUAUGUGAGAAAAGUCCUGCUGGUGGAAGAAAAAGAUGCGAGCAGCACAAGGGGAUGAGACUCAUUGUUUCCCAAUAAAUCCCUAUUGUUUCCCAAGAAAAAAUACAUGGGAAAAUUUUCUACAGGUUUGCUUUUCUAUGUAACAAAUGUAUCUUUCUUUUAUUUAUUUGUUUUUGGUUUAAUUCUCUGUUAAGAAUGGUUUAAUUUAUAUGCAACAUGUUGUAUCAAAAUGGAAUAAUAGAUUAGCCUUCAGCUUUGCAA
Carica papaya (papaya) is the source of this 1827-nucleotide messenger RNA. Its product is annotated as protein EFFECTOR OF TRANSCRIPTION 2-like. The record is from RefSeq and is a predicted model, not a curated record. Gene Ontology annotation, biological process: regulation of DNA-templated transcription. Lineage: Eukaryota; Viridiplantae; Streptophyta; Magnoliopsida; Brassicales; Caricaceae. Gene Ontology annotation, molecular function: DNA binding.